GGCGUUUGAAAAAACAUGAUGCAUAAAACUAAACUAAAUACUAAAAAUAAUAAAACAACAACUGCAUUUAAUACAUCAUUAUCAUCAUUAUCACCAUCGAUAUCAUCAACCUCAUCAUUAUCUUCUUUAAACACAACAACUGAUGAUCUACAACAUUCGCUGCAGCAUCAUCAUCGCAACCAACACAGCAGCCACCACCAUCAGCAGCAGCAACAAUCGUAUCCCCAACAAUCUUCAUCUUCAUCUAUUUUGAAUUCAUCCAUUGCUUCAAUUGAUUUGGAGCAGUACAUUGAAGCCAUGGAGGCACGUACAACAUCUAUUGAACAUAACCCGGAAACAGAUGUCUGGGCCCAGCUGCAACAAAAAGAAUCGGACAUCUUGUUGGCCGCAGAGUUGGGCAGUGCACUGCUCAAGAAAACCGAAGAGCUGGAGAAGCAACAAGAAAUGUUAAUUGAGGAUUAUUCAGCAAAAAUAGAGAAAUUGGAACAAGAAAAACAUGUCUUGCGGCAGAAACUGGCACUUGCUGAAGAGGAAAGUGAACAAAGGGUGCUGGAAAUACAAACAGAUCUCAAUGAACUUAAAAACAAAUUGCAGGCUCAGGAUAAUGCAAUACGUCAAGCGGAAAAAGAGAAAACCAUAUUAAUUGAAGAACUAUCCAGUCAAAAUUCCCGUCUAACCGAGCAAAUACAAGAGGCUCACAAUACGGAAAUGAAAUUAAUGUCACAAAUUCAGGAACUUAAAGAUCAGUACUCCUACAGAAAUAGCAGUUUACAGGAACACGUCAACAGCCUGGAGUCCAUAAAAACAGAAUUAAAUUUAACCACAGAGAAACGUCAUGAAUUGGAGAAACGCUUACAAAUGGCCAGAGAAGAAAAGGAUAAUAUUAGUUCGGCUUUGGAAGAGGCUUCAGAUCGUAUACAUAUGUUGGAGCGACAUGCCAGGGAGCAGGAAACAAAAUUGGAGACCACAUUGCAGGCCCUUGAAAGAGCCACCAGAGAAAACAAUGUGCUCAGUGAGCGCUUGGGAGCGGAUAAUUAUUCUGGUUCCACCGGUAAAAAGUCCCUACAAUUCGAAAUGGAAUGUGACGAAGAUGAGGCUAGUUUUUCGGAAGACGGCAAACCUUCACAAAUCUGGGUAGAGAGUCGUUCUGUAUAUAUACAAUUGAAAUCUCUGGUAGAUUCUUUAAAAAUCGGUCAUGAUGAUGACUCAGGUUUUACAGGUUUAAAUUCGGACAUAUCAUUGGAUUUGGAGUCUAUGGAUAAUACAAUAUCCACCAAUGGCAAUAGUGAGGGUGGCCAUAAUGCCAUCAAUUUUCGCCCAGGCAUGCUGUCGGCCAUGUCCGAUGAGCUAACCCGUUUGCUGCUGAAUUUGGAUGCGGGCAAUUUCAAAAAGAUGCUAGAUCAGACCAGAAAUUUGGUAUUGGAACAGGAGGAUGAAAUUAAGAGAUCUCAUCAAUUGAUUCAGCAGCUAGAAUCUAAGUUGGCUGUUACUGAUGUUGAAUUGAUUAAUGUCAAGGAGGAAAGAGAUCAGGCUCGCGGUGAUUUGGUAGACACCACCGAUCGUGAUGAAUUACUGGCUAAAGCCCAAAAAGAACGUGAUAAUGCUGCCGAAAGACGCACGAAAGCCGAAGUUGAAUUGGCCAAGACCCGUGUGGAACUCAUGCAGGCCAAUUCCCAAUUAUUGGAAUCCAUUCAACAAAAGGUGGAAUUAUCGCAACAAUUGGAACAGUGGCAGAUGGACAUGCAGGAACUCAUCGAAGAGCAAAUGCGCUCGAAAAUGAUUAACAAUCGCAAAGUGCAAACGGCUGAACCUCAACAAACCAGUGCUGCUGCUAAUUUAGCCAAACGUUGGUCCAACUAUAAACUCUGGGGAAUCUUUCAACGGUAAUCUAAUAGAAUUGAAAUGGUGGCGCUAUGCGUCUAUAAUUUUAAUCAUGUAAAAGCUUUUAAUUAAUUUUAUUAUUAUUUUUUUUAUUUUUUUUUUAAUUUUUGUAUAAACUCUACAAUAUAAACUACUUUAUUUUUAUUACUAUUUCUAAAAACUAAAAUUAAUUAAGAAACUAAUAACAAAAACAUACCUACAUAUUUAUCUAGUAAUAAUUAAUUAAAUUUUUGUAUAUUUUAUUGAGUGAGGAAAUGAAAAUUUUAAAGGAAAAACCUUUAAAAUUGUUUUUAAUGAAUGAAAAAUGGUUUUGAGAAAACAAAUCAAAACAAAUUCUAUUUAAUUAUAUAACUAAAAGAAAUGUACCUUUUUUGUAAUUUAAAAUCAACAAAAAAAAAUCUUGAAAAAAAUGUUGAAGAUUAAAAUUUAAAUAACUUUUUAUAUUUACAUAUUCACUCUGUAGGCGGUAGGCUUUAUACACCUUCAUUAGUUUUGUACUAGAUUAAAGAAACUGGCUGCAUUUUAUCUUUAAUCUAGCAGGAAACUGGCGAUGGCCUAAAACGUCUACUGCCAACAUUGAAGGGUGAUGAUUUGUUUAAAAUUUAUGUUUAUUACAAUAUUUUUUAAUUUAGAGACACAGUAAUUGAAACAUUAACGCUUUUCUUAUGUAUAAACAAAUUUUAUGUUUUUUAAUUUAGAUUAUUUAAUUAAUGAAAAGAAAAUAACAAAAUAUAAGUAGAAAUAGAGAGAUUUUUCUAGGGAUUUAUCUUCUGUUUAACCCAAUUUAAAACAGGUCAUCAGGUUUAUUAUUUGGAUGUAGUUUGAAAGCCAGUUUGAAUCAUUUCAAUUGAAAUAUUUUUCAGAAAAUUUAAAUUUUCAUAAAAUUUUGUUUAUUAAUUGGUAUAACCUUUUACUGAAACAUUUCUGUAUAUUUUGAACCCUUCAAUUUGAAAAUAUUAAUUAAAACUUUGCCAAAAUAUUCUGAAAGUCCGAGAUUUCAUUAUAAAUAAAGUUAAUUAAAAUAUUUUUGAGAAGGGUUGUGAAAAUGUAAGAUUUUUUUACAAAAUACUUAAGCAAAACUUAAAAUUGGAACAUCGAUCAAAUUAAGGUUAUGAGUAAAAAUUCUCUAUUUUUAUGAAAAUUUUAAAAUCCUUUUUGUAGUGUUUACUCUGAAUGCUAUAACCUUUGUAAAAUAGUAAUAAAAUCUUAAAAUAACAUUAAUCUAAUGGUUAACAUGACAACAAGUUAAUAAUUGUAUUGUUUUGUUACAUUUGUUUCAUAAAUUGAGGUUAUGUUCAACUCAAAAUUCAUUUUAGAAGAAACUACAAAAACAUAUGUAUAUUUUGUUUGCCGGAAGUCUAAAUAUACUGCCCAAUUUUAAUAAACUCCUUAAAUAUUGCUUUACUAAAGUUAAUUGCUUUUAAAAAGCUUCACAUUUUGUUACAGCUACUUUUAAAAUUGAGGUUAUGUGUUAAAAUUCUUUAUUUUUUUACUCUCAAUUAUAAAACCUUUGUCAAAUAGUAAUAAAAUCUUAAAAUAACAUUAUGAUAAUGAUCAACAUGACAAAAAGUUAAUAAUUGUAUAGUUUCAGAUAUUGUGGUUAUGUUCAACUUUUUAAAUUGUUCAAAUUUGUACUUAACCUCUCAUAUUAUGUUAUUUUCUUUUUCUUUAUUAUUAUAAAUUAUAAUAUGCCUUAUACCAUUCUAUAUAUUUUAAUAAUAUUUUUAAAACAACCUUAAAGUACUUAAAGAAAUUUUUAAAACAAACAAAAAUCAAAUACGUUGUAGCACAACAACAUAUCGCUUAAAAUUCUCGUUAGAUUUAUGUUAACAAUACAAAAAUGGCAGAAAUUAAAAGGAAAUUCUAAAAGAAUUUAAAAAAACCCUUAAAAUCAAUUAAUUAUUAUUAUUUCUUAAAAACCAGAUUACAUACUAAAAAUUAAACAAGAAAACCGAAAACAAAACAUAUUUUUAAAGAAAUAAAAAAUAAGUUAGAAUUAAGUAAAGCACGAAAUCAAAGCAAAGAUUUUUUUAAAAUAAUAAACAAAAGUUUAAUUUAAAUUUCUUUAAAAAAAAACGAAAUUUUUUUUAGAAAAAAAGCUUUAAUUUCACCUACUUGCCUUAAUUCUGACAAUGAAGCAAAAACAAAAACACGACACUUGAUAUAAAAAAAAAACAACAAAACAACUAAUUUUUAAUUAAUUAAACUUAAAUGUAAAUGUUAUAUAACUAUUUAAUAAUAAAAAUAACCUAAAAUAAAACAAAUUUAUUUAGUAAAUCAAA
Calliphora vicina (urban bluebottle blowfly) is the source of this 4163-nucleotide messenger RNA. RefSeq names its product bicaudal D-related protein homolog. NCBI's taxonomy places the organism in Eukaryota, Metazoa, Arthropoda, Insecta, Diptera, Calliphoridae. Bases 16 to 1887 code for a protein of 623 amino acids. The transcript is spliced from 9 exons. The record is from RefSeq and is a predicted model, not a curated record.